This is a messenger RNA of Eublepharis macularius, 5059 nucleotides long. RefSeq names its product coiled-coil domain containing 57 (gene CCDC57). The record is from RefSeq and is a predicted model, not a curated record. NCBI's taxonomy places the organism in Eukaryota, Metazoa, Chordata, Lepidosauria, Squamata, Eublepharidae. The transcript has 19 exons. Bases 275 to 3034 code for a protein of 919 amino acids.
GGGGCCUGCAGUCGCCACCCAGGGACUGAACCGUUUGCAGAACAGAAAGAUCCGUCCGAUUUCAGAUUCUUCUGUAAAUCUAGGAGAAUUUUCAAGUUUGUAGAGAGUUCUGUCUUGUCUGUUCAUGGCUCCAGUCACUGAUUUAAGGGACUGGUUGAGUUGUGAUUUGGAUUGUUAAUGAAAAGGAGACCGCAACGUCCUAUACAAGGCAGAUCUGUACAAGACUGUAACUGCACUGGAACAGCAAGGCCAUUCUUGUAGUUUUUAGAACUGGAUGAAAGGUUCAGCAAUGUUACACACAGAAAAAGAUUUAACUGAACUUCUUAUCUGUAAAGAACAAGAACUGAAAGAGCUACAAGCUUGUCAGAUCCAUUUUCAGAAGACAACUCUGCAAGAAACCCAAAAACAACUUCAAGAAAUGCAAAGGAAAUUCAACAGAUUAAAGGACGAUUUCACCUAUAACCUUAAAGUCCUGCAAGAGAGAGAUAGAGAACUGGAACACUAUGACUCCUUGUUCACCCAGUUGAAAGUAGUUGAAAAUGCUAAGGAGGCAGAAAUUAGUGACCUUAGAAUUCAGGUGGAUAAGCUGCAACAGGCAGUUACUCAGGAAACCAAAAAACAAGAAGCUCUACAGUAUCAGUAUCAACAAAAGCUUAAAGAACACCAAUUAGAUUUGCAGCGGCUUCACAGCUCUAAGGACUCUGAUAUCGAUCAUCAUCGUGAAGAAUAUAAGAAUAUGAAACGACAACUAGAAAGAAAACUUCAGGAAGUAGAAGGUGAACUUGCAUUGCAAAGACAGGAACUUCUGGUGGAAUUUGAUACAGAAAUGAAAAAAAGAGAACAUGAAUUUCAACAGAAAGCAGAUGAAAUGAGCAAUUUAGUUCUGUCUCAUGAGCUUAAGGUUAAAUUGUUGACCAAGGAAUUGGAAGCUUUGAAAGAUGCUGGGAUGAAAGCAGCAGAAUCAAUGAAAGCGGCAGAAGCAGCUAAUUUAGAGCUGGAGAAAGAAGUCAAAUGCAAGAACUGGGAAAUUAAGGAUCUUGUGGCUGUAAAAGAUGCUCAGAUACGAGAUUUAGAAAGGAAGCUUGAUUCAGUGCACCUGAGCUGGAAAAAAGAAAAAGAACUGUUUGAGAGAAAACAUGCAGCAAUAGAUCAUUUGGCCAGGGAAAAGGAUGCAAAACUCAGUUCAGUGAAAGAGGCCCAUGCUGAACAAAUGCAUAAAUGGGAGAAUCAAAUCCGAGAAUUGCAGAUAAACAAAGAAACUUUAGAAAUGGAACUACAUCAGGCUGAAUGGAGGUAUACAGACAGCUUGAGAGAGAAAGAGGCUGCCGUUGAAAAACUUGAACAAGAGCUAGAGGCACUAAAAUCAAGCUGUGAUUCUCAAGUAGCUCAGGUCUCCAGGGAGAUAAUUUCAAAAGACCUUCAGAUUCAAGGACUACAAGAAGAAGAGGUGAAACUGAGAGCACAACAGGCUAGCUUGCUACAAGAUAUUGAAAGGUAUAAACAACAGCUUUUACUAGCAUCAGAGAGAGAAGAGGCUCUGGAAAGAGCUAAAGUACAAAUAGAACUGGACUGGCGGAGGCAUUGUGAGAAUGCUGAAAGAAAUCAAUACCAGAAAUCAGAGGCUCUAAUACAGAGCCUGUCAACAGCUAGGGACCAGGUUACUGCUGAGCUGCAAAAGAAAGAACAGAAGUUGUGUGAAGUGGAAAUGGUCCUGUCUGCUGCAACCCUUGAGAGAGACCAAGCUAUUGAGGUGCUUCAAAAGCAUGGUCUCUUGCCGGAAGGAAUAAAACAGGUUACCCUGCCGGAAAAUGUAGGAGACUGUAAAGUAGGUUUUCUGUCUCCUGAGGUUCAAAGGUUGCAGGAACAGAAUGAUAACUUGCGGGCUGUGAUUGCAGAAAUGAGGAGAGAAAUGGAGACCCUUAAUGUUCAAGAAUCUUCUUCAGACCACACCAAAAUGAAAACAGAGGAUACAUCUAGGUCUGCUGAUACUACUGCAGUUUCAUUCACUCCUGGUACAUUACAUCCAGAUGAAAUUGCUGGAGCUUCUUUGAAAAAGCAGGAAGCCAGAGCUCUACAUGUGGAUUUGACAGGAACACAGGUGAAGGCAGUGACUAGAAGACUAAAGGAUGAUUCUGUACAUCUCAAACCAUCGUUUUUCGGCAUGGAGGCAGGCGAUGGGCCCCACCAACAUACAGGAAACUAUGCUCAAGGAAUGCAGAGGAAACUGAAGGAAGCUGUGAAAAAGAUCUCUAAUCUGAGUAGAGAAAAGCAACAACUACUUGAGAUGGUAAACAGACUGAGAGCAGAAAUUGGAGCAAUAUCAAAGGAAGGAUCUGAAGAUUCCAAGAGCUCAAAACAGACUCAAGGACAUAUUUUCCUUGGUGCCCUCCAUCCGAGACAACUUGCCAGAGAGACUAAACACCGCCUUUUAGCUUUAGAACAUUUGCAGUACCAACUUACAAUGCAGGAGUUACAGUAUGCACAGCGAAAACAUAACUCAGGAAAAUGUCUUGUUGAGAAAUUUAAUGAUAAAAAUGUCCCAGGCAGCAGUAACUGUAGCGAUGGAGCAGAACUCCCAGUGAAACAGGUUCAGUCAGAAUCAUUUGUCAGAAAUGACACUGCGGGACUUAAAAAGAAUGAAAUCUUAGUACCCCAUCAGGAUCAUCAGCUUAGAAAAGGAAGUCCCAACCCAUCCCAGCAAGGCCAGUUGUCAUCAACUGGUACACAAAGUUCCCUGCAGGAUGUUUGGCAGAUUCUAGAGAUGGGAUCAAGCCCUUCUAUUCUCAGUCCACAAAGCAACAACGACCAAGAGGAAUGCCAGGAUUACUGUGGAACUGAAAAACCUGAAGACUUUGAGGGAAAAGCCAGCACUUACUGUCUAGAGGGAGCACCAGCUGAUGCCUUGACUGUCACAGGAAACAAGUUUAAUGUCCAGCCAAAACUAAAACCAAAGAAGUCAUCUUAUAACCAACCACAAAAGCUUCGUACUUCUCAGCAGACAACUAAAAUUCGAAAUUACAAUAUAAAGGAUUAAGCUUGUCAUCUGACAUAAAAGGAGGUUCGUUAAUCAAGAUACUGAGUGGAAAUAUUGGACCACUUCACUGGGAUAUGAAAUUGCAUGUUAGACUACUUUUUUCUCUACAACUUGAGCUGGUAAAGACAGAGUUGCAUCGAAAGAUGCCCUUUCACCCAUGGAAAGUGUUUUCCAAUUUUUUUUUUUAAGGGAUUCCCCCCCCCCCCCACAAUCCUAGGAAACUUCCCCAGGGUCAGAAAGCAUGGUUGGGGGAGGAAAAAUAAAGAAAAGUUCUGACAUCUUUGCAUCACUGGAUCUAACCCUGUAUUUUCCAAUAUGCCACGGUUCUGUACCCAUCUCCAUCCCUACAGCUUCUCUUCUCUCCAAAGAUGUAAUGGGCUUUUAGUUGGUUUGUUCACUCCUUAACAGCUUGUUCAGUCACGUGACUACUUAAGGUUUGCAAUGUCUGCAAGGAAAUUUGGGGGUGGGAGUGGGAAGAAUCAGAGAUAAAUACGGAGCCCGUAUGUGGAACUAUGUCAUAAGAAAUAGCUCAGAGAGAUGCCUUGGCAGGGACGAGGAGUGGAUGUUUCUCUAUUGAGUACUGUCUGCUGACAUAGAUAUGCACCUACUGAUGAGUUUCCACAUGCUAAACAUUCCAUGAAAUUAGUUGUGGUUUGUUUCAGAUCAUUUCCUUCUCAGUGCUUGCUUAAAAAUGUUCUGCCACCAUACCAUACUGUAUGUUUCCCUGAAUGUCCUAGCUGUUCUUCACUAUGAUACUUUGCUCAAUGAAUGUCCUAGCAGUUAAUUAAAUUGUACUGUCACUUGCACUGUUGUAAUCUGCCUUGGAUCACAGUGAGAAAGGCAGACUAUAAAACAAACAAACAAACAAACAAACAUAUGCAUUAAUAGCUUCCAAGGAUGUCCAUAGGCAGAAACUAUGUUGCUAACAGCAGGGAGGAAGGAAUAGCUUAUGACCUCAGAUGAUAUAGUUUGGACCUACGGGACCAACUGUUGUUCAACAUAGAUACACAGCCUCGUAUACCAUUUGGGCUGAUUCCUGGAGAUCUUUCAUAGUCUGGGCAGAGGAGUUCUCAUUCUAAUCUGCUCCAGCAAGCCUUAGUUGCAGCAAGUCUAGGAAGCUACGGAUCCAGUGGCCAAACUCUAUAUGGGCUAUGUGUAUAUGAGGGCCUCUUCCAGCCUUCUCUGGUAGGUGACCUCAUCCAGGGUCAGAACCUGGGAUUUCAUGUGUGUUAAACCUGUGCUGCCAUCACAGGGUUAGGAUUUUCUCAAUUCUUUCUUCGGUUCUGGUGUAUGUGACUGCUUGCAUCACCAGGGCUAUGAAGGAUUCCAGAUGACCCGAGACAUGCUCUUCUUUAGUAUGCCCUGAUGACUGUGUGCUUACAGAAUUGCUGCAGGGUGUGGGUUCUAGUCUUGCUUCCUUCCACUGUUGUGCUGCUGACAUGAAUGAUUGUUGCUGGUUAAAAGAUGAGAUUUUUCUUACUCUGGCUUUUUUUCUUGUGGUAUUACAAUGUUCUUUGUUUAAAACAAUUUUUUUUCUGUAAUGCCUCCACUUGGAAUGUAUAGUAUACUAAGAAUUAGACUGCCUGGACAGAGAUACCUGCAGAAGUGUUUUAACAGGCUAAGCAAGAUAUACUGAACUAUACCUGAAGCACACACAAUAGCAGUAAUUUAUCCAGUCUUAAUGGCUACUAUUGCAAGUAAAUCAGAAGUCAACUGAGCCAGCAUUUGCACACUUGCCGUUCACAAACCCUACUGCUGAUGCAAAGUAACACAGGAAUGCAAGAGCCAUUCCGACUGUCUUCAUAUUCUUCCAUUAGGGAUCGCUGAUGGCCAAGUUUCUCUCCCUUGAUAAAAGUUCUUCACAUAGUACAAUGGAGGAAGGGACCUCAUGCUUGGGAUAGUAAUUGUAAAUUCAGCACAGGGAAAGAACUUACGUCUUCCCACUAGAAAAUGUAGCAAUUCAUAACACUAGGAUGUAAUUUUUUUAAUUGCUUCAUAUGAUCUUCUUUCACCAAUACUCUAAAG